UACACUAUGUAUAACUGAAUAAAAUGAAAGGGAAGGGUAGGUGGAGAGGAAGGUACUAAACGUCCUAUUUUACCGUUUACAUGAUAUAUAAUUGAAUGAAAUUAAGGAAAGGGUGAGAGGAAGGUGAUAAUUCGUUCCCUUUGAAGGCAGAAAUAUUUAUCUUUUUCCUUUAUUUGGCAAGGAAAGAAAGGAAAUAUCGGGGUAACUUUUUAUGUUGAUUCAGUAAGAGUGGAAUGUGAGGGAAGCCAACAAAAGUUAACUGUUAUGCUCCUAAGAUUUACACUGCUGAUUAUCUUAUCCUUCUUUAAUUCUCCCUGCAGCUCACCUGUGGCUUUCAUUACAACUUUUGUCACGUUAUUUGCUUUGGUUAUUGCCAUUACUAAGGAUCUGCCAGAUGUAGAAGGUGACCGAAAGUUUCAAAUUUCUACUUUUGCUACUAAGCUUGGCGUGAGGAACAUAGCAUUCCUGGGCUCUGGGCUCUUGUUGGUAAAUUACAUCGGUGCUGUAUUGGCUGCAAUUUACAUGCCUCAUGCUUUCAGGAGCAGGUUGAUGAUACCGUUGCAUGCAGUCUUGGCAGUAUGCUUAGUUUUCCAGACGUGGUUACUGGAAAAAGCGAACUAUACUAAGGAAGCAAUUUCAGCAUUCUACCGGUUUAUAUGGAAUCUCUUCUACGCAGAGUACUUGCUAUUCCCUUUCAUCUAACCUGUUGUUAAAGUUUCAUUAGCCUCGGGAAAGUAUCUGUUCAGUAUACUUUCUCAAUCAGUUGUAGCUCAAAGAGUCAAUACUCACCUUCCUCAAGGAGAGUCACAGAGGUGCCAAUUGAGCACAAGGUGCUUGGCACAUUUAGGUGUGUUAGUUGUAAGUGGAAGAAAAUUUAUAUGUGUAAUAUCUCAUUCAAGAGGCACAACAUUAUUGCUUAGUUGUUUCUCUUUCAUAAAAACAUUUCGAAUGAGAUGAA
This is a messenger RNA of Ipomoea triloba (trilobed morning glory), 958 nucleotides long. Its product is annotated as homogentisate solanesyltransferase, chloroplastic-like. Bases 265 to 702 code for a protein of 145 amino acids. Lineage: Eukaryota; Viridiplantae; Streptophyta; Magnoliopsida; Solanales; Convolvulaceae. Gene Ontology annotation, molecular function: transferase activity, transferring alkyl or aryl (other than methyl) groups. Gene Ontology annotation, cellular component: membrane. The transcript has 5 exons. The record is from RefSeq and is a predicted model, not a curated record.